AAAAAUUAAAUAAUACUUGUAAAACACGUUCCGUUAUUUUUUAGUCAUUGCUUUGUAAAUUGUUAUUGUUUUUAGAUGCCUUUACAUAGGGUUGUGACGUUAUCGAGGUUGGUUACUCAAUGCAGCCGGUCCAGUUCACUUUUGUUGAGUAAAACCCAGCAAUCCUACACUUGCAGAUUCAUCACUCUAGAAAACCCAAAACAUGGCAACCUUAAAAAUGAGAAACUGCGAACGUACAUUGUCGAACGAUACAUCCAAUAUGUCAAAGGUUACACUAAAGUGCUGGAAAACAGGUUCCCGAGAGCCAUGCAAAUGUACAGGGUAUUCAGCAUUGGCAUUAAGGAUUUCCUGAAAGAUUUGAAGACGUAUAUUGGUUUACGGAUAAAAGUGGCCAGGGAGCAGGGAUUCAGCAAUAUGAGUCGGCAGGAUAUUGAGCUGUAUCUGAAAAUGCCUUCAGACAUGUUGAGGAUAGCACCGGUGUUAAUAUUGUCCGCCAUACCCUUCGGGAACUAUGUUAUAUUUCCUUUAGCCUUCCUUAAACCGAGGAAACUUCUCUGCUCGCACUUCUGGUCGAUCCAGCAACGCGCUGAAUUCACCACACAAGAGCUGACCGAACGACUCCGAAACAACAAGCCCGUAUUCAGAGCACUGCAGGCAAAAUUGGACUCUAUCCCUGACAGCGAUUUGAAGGACAAAUGGGCGCGAGUUAUUGGGCUGUUAGGGUCGGGAGUCCAUCCGUCGACGCUGGAGAUACUGGCUUGUAAGGAACUGUUUGCGAAGGAGCCUUAUAGUCUGAAUAGUUUGACCUAUACACACACAGGCCACCUACUAAAAAUGUACGGCCAAAGGCGCGGUAUUUUCCGGGUCUCCAAACUCAAGUAUAGAGCAUUCAUGUUCCUCCAAUUAGACCAAGCGAUCCUCCGCGAAGGGGGCGUCAACGAGCUGUCAACCGAAUCCUUAAGAUACGCCUGCCACUUGCGGGGCCUAAAUAGUAGCUAUUUGACUAACAAAGACAUGAGGAAGUGGUUAGAGAAGUGGCUGUCCAUAUCGCAACAUGUGGAUAAAAGCACGUAUUCGCUGCUGCUGCACUGUCCUAUAUUCUUAGCUUACAACCAUCCACAGAAUUGGAUGUUGAUAUAUUAGAGGUCUUUGGUGUUGAU
Messenger RNA from Cydia amplana, 1160 nucleotides. Its product is annotated as LETM1 domain-containing protein 1. The record is from RefSeq and is a predicted model, not a curated record. The transcript has 4 exons. Lineage: Eukaryota; Metazoa; Arthropoda; Insecta; Lepidoptera; Tortricidae. Gene Ontology annotation, molecular function: ribosome binding. The coding region runs from base 76 to 1143 and encodes 355 amino acids. Gene Ontology annotation, cellular component: mitochondrial inner membrane.